AUGGCACCGGCCGACUCCUCCGCACCACAUUCAUCCUCCAGUACCACCACUACAGCAACCCAUCCCGUCCGCGAUCGCAAAGCCGACUACGAGAAAUUCAAAAACUUCGCCGCUUAUACCUUCCUAUUUGCAUCACCCGUUUUCAUCGCUCUGCCGCCGCGUAAACUAGACUUUUACACCUUCAGCCUUGGCGCUGCUUUCCUCGUGUCUGCAAAUCGCAUCUCCUCCAUACACACAGGGAGCAGUAUAGUGGGACACCUCCGGUCGCGCACAGUUGGCGAGAACCGGCCGACUGUGUUCCGCGACCUGCCUACGCCUCAGGCGGAGGCGAUACAGGCACAGCUGCGCGCGGUGCGGGAGGCUGAGAUGCGGGAAGGGAAGAUUGUAGGUCAGGAGCUGGAGAGGUGGAAGCAGAGACAAGGGGAAGAGAAGGAGAUGAAUAUUGUGCAAAAGGUGUGGAUGGGUGGGGAGAGGGAAGGGUGGAAGGAACGGAGGCGCAGGGAAGAGCAGAAGGCGCUAGAGGAAGGGAAGGGUAUGUGUACAAGCAUGUACUAUUCCGCUUUCUCAGUUGCUGGAUCUGGUUAUCAUGGUACUUCAUGCUCACAGAGCAUCCGUGGCUCUUCUGCUAUCCCCCUAAGCAGCGGAGUACUAUAUCCACUCUUCGAACUGCUCCCAAUUCCGUGA
Molecule: messenger RNA, 684 nt
Organism: Histoplasma mississippiense
Lineage: Eukaryota; Fungi; Ascomycota; Eurotiomycetes; Onygenales; Ajellomycetaceae
Exons: 2
Coding region: 1-684 (227 amino acids)
Source: RefSeq, a predicted model, not a curated record